AUGAUUCAAGAAAAGAUGAAAGCAUCACAGAGAAAACAUAAGAUUUAUCAUGAUAAGAGGAGAAAGACUCUAGAGUGUCAAGAGGAAGACCAUAUGUUUUUUAGAGUCACUCUGGUGACAGGUAUUAGUCGUGCAGUGAAGUCUCUAAAGCUUACUCCUCGUUUCAUCGGUCCUUAUCAGAUCCUCCAGAGAGUCAGAGUUGUUGCAUAUCGUGUUGCCUUACCACCGCCUCUCUCGAACCUUUAUGAUGUUUUUCAUAUGUCUCAACUCUAUAAGUAUAUUCUCGAUCCGUCUCAUGUGAUCCAAUUGGAUGAUGUGCAAGUAGUAUGGGGAGGACCUGAUGGAGGUAGUGUGAUGUGGGAGCUAGAGAGUAAGAUUAAGGGGUCGUAUCCAGAGAUAUUCCCUUCAGGUUUAGAGUUGGAUUUGGGGGUAUAUGAUACAUUAGAGUUGAAUUUGAAGUCUUUUGAUAUUAUAUAG
Messenger RNA from Lathyrus oleraceus (garden pea), 477 nucleotides. RefSeq lists its product as uncharacterized. The record is from RefSeq and is a predicted model, not a curated record. Lineage: Eukaryota; Viridiplantae; Streptophyta; Magnoliopsida; Fabales; Fabaceae. The transcript has 3 exons. Bases 1 to 477 code for a protein of 158 amino acids.